Molecule: messenger RNA, 4281 nt
Organism: Psammomys obesus (fat sand rat)
Lineage: Eukaryota; Metazoa; Chordata; Mammalia; Rodentia; Muridae
Gene: Plcl2
Product: phospholipase C like 2
Exons: 7
Coding region: 285-3680 (1131 amino acids)
Biological process (GO): intracellular signal transduction; lipid metabolic process; regulation of synaptic transmission, GABAergic
Molecular function (GO): GABA receptor binding; inositol 1,4,5 trisphosphate binding; phosphatidylinositol-4,5-bisphosphate phospholipase C activity
Source: RefSeq, a predicted model, not a curated record
CCGCGGCCUGUAGGGGGCAGCGCGAAGCUCCGGAGGCGACGGCCGCGGCAGGACCCCGGAGGUGACCCCGCCGGCACGACGGUCUCCGCGCGGGGAGGCGAGCUCGCCGCACGCGCCACCUCUGAAUCCGAAAGGAAAAAAAAAAUAAAAAAAUAAAAAGAAGAGAAAAAGCGGAAGAAGCGGCCGAGGCGGCGGCGGCGGGAGGCGGCGAGGAGGAGGGGCCGCGCGCGGCGGCGGCGGGGACGCGGGGACGCGGCUUUGUGCAGGCGGGUCGUGGGGCGCCCAUGGCGGAGUGCGGCCGGGGCGCCGCCGGCGGGGCCCUGCCCACCUCCCCGGGCCCGGCCCUCGGCGCCAAGGGCGCCCUGAAAGCGGGAGCCGGGGAAGGCGGCGGCGGCGGCGGCGGCGGCGGGGGAGGUCGCCUCGGCCACGGGCGGGCGCGCUAUGACAGCGGCGGGGUUUCCAACGGGGACUGCAGCCUCGGCGUGUCCGGGGACGAAGCCCGGGCCAGCCCCGCCAGGGGACCCCUCGGCGUGGCGCUCGCGCGGACCCCGAGCCCUGCCGCGGGUCCUGUCCCCAGAGACAGCAAGCAGGGCGGCCUGCCCCGCCGGAGCAGCAUCAUCAAGGAUGGCACAAAACAGAAAAGAGAGCGGAAGAAAACUGUAUCAUUCAGCAGUAUGCCAACUGAGAAGAAGAUCAGCAGUGCAAGUGACUGUAUCAACUCAAUGGUUGAGGGUUCUGAACUCAAAAAGGUUCGUUCUAACUCCAGGAUUUAUCAUCGGUAUUUUUUGCUGGAUGCCGACAUGCAAAGCCUGAGGUGGGAGCCAUCUAAGAAGGAUUCUGAGAAAGCCAAGAUUGAUAUCAAAUCUAUCAAGGAAGUGAGAACAGGGAAGAACACAGAUAUAUUCCGAAGCAAUGGCAUUUCCGAGCAGAUAUCUGAAGAUUGUGCAUUUUCAGUCAUAUAUGGAGAGAAUUAUGAGUCACUUGAUUUGGUUGCCAAUUCUGCAGAUGUUGCGAACAUCUGGGUGACGGGACUCCGAUACCUGAUUUCUUAUGGGAAACAUACACUCGAUAUGUUAGAAAGUAGCCAAGACAACAUGAGGACUUCUUGGGUUUCACAAAUGUUUAGUGAAAUUGAUGUAGAUGACCUUGGACAUAUAACGCUGUGUAAUGCUGUUCAGUGUAUCAGAAAUCUCAACCCUGGUUUAAAAACAAGCAAAAUUGAGCUUAAGUUCAAAGAAUUGCAUAAAUCAAAGGACAAAGCUGAUACUGAAAUCACAAAGGAAGAAUUUAUUGAGGUUUUUCAUGAACUUUGUACUAGACCUGAAAUUUACUUCCUUUUAGUUCAGUUUUCAAGCAAUAAAGAAUUCCUUGAUACCAAGGACCUUAUGAUGUUUCUUGAGGCAGAACAGGGUGUAGCACAUAUAAAUGAGGAAAUAAGCCUUGAAAUUAUUCACAAAUAUGAGCCAUCUAAAGAAGGCCAGGAAAAGGGAUGGCUCUCCAUAGAUGGGUUUACUAAUUACCUGAUGUCAUCUGAUUGUUUGAUAUUUGACCCAGAACAUAAGAAGGUCUGUCAGGAUAUGAAGCAACCUCUAUCUCAUUACUUUAUAAACUCAUCUCAUAAUACAUACUUAAUAGAGGAUCAGUUUCGGGGGCCCUCUGACAUCACAGGCUAUAUCCGAGCUCUUAAAAUGGGUUGCAGGAGUGUUGAAUUAGAUGUGUGGGAUGGGCCGGAUAACGAGCCUGUGAUUUACACUGGCCACACCAUGACCUCUCAGAUAGUCUUCCGCAGUGUCAUUGACAUUAUUAACAAGUAUGCAUUCUUUGCCUCUGAGUAUCCUCUUAUCUUAUGUUUAGAAAAUCACUGUUCUAUUAAACAGCAGAAAGUGAUGGUUCAACACAUGAAGAAAAUUUUAGGAGACAAGCUAUACACAACAUCACCCAACAUGGAGGAAUCUUACCUACCUUCCCCAGAUGUCCUGAAAGGGAAAAUACUAAUCAAAGCAAAGAAGCUAUCUUCAAGUUGCUCUGGUGUGGAAGGGGAUGUUACUGAUGAAGAUGAAGGAGCAGAAAUGUCUCAGAGGAUGGGGAAAGAGAACGUGGAGCAAUCCAACCAUGUGCCUGUAAAGCGAUUUCAGCUUUGCAAAGAACUGUCUGAACUGGUGAGCAUCUGUAAGUCAGUCCAGUUUAGAGAGUUUCAGGUAUCGUUUCAGGUGCAGAAAUACUGGGAGGUCUGCUCCUUUAAUGAAGUGCUUGCCAGCAAGUACGCCAAUGAGAACCCUGGGGACUUUGUAAAUUACAAUAAGCGUUUUCUGGCCAGGGUUUUUCCUAGUCCCAUGAGAAUUGACUCUAGUAACAUGAACCCUCAAGACUUUUGGAAAUGUGGCUGUCAGAUUGUAGCCAUGAACUUUCAGACUCCGGGGCUGAUGAUGGACCUGAACAUUGGCUGGUUUAGGCAGAAUGGAAACUGUGGCUAUGUCCUUCGACCAGCCAUCAUGAGGGAAGAAGUCUCCUUCUUCAGUGCCAACACAAAGGACUCUGUCCCUGGAGUUUCACCUCAGUUACUUCACAUCAAAAUCAUAAGUGGCCAGAACUUUCCCAAACCCAAAGGAUCAGGUGCCAAAGGGGAUGUGGUAGAUCCUUACGUCUAUGUGGAAAUCCAUGGAAUUCCUGCUGACUGUGCAGAGCAAAGGACAAAAACUGUGAACCAGAAUGGAGAUGCUCCCAUUUUUGAUGAAAGCUUUGAAUUUCAAAUCAACCUCCCUGAACUAGCCAUGGUGCGCUUUGUGGUUCUGGAUGAUGACUACAUUGGGGACGAAUUUAUUGGCCAGUACACGAUUCCCUUUGAAUGUUUACAGACGGGCUACCGUCAUGUCCCUCUGCAGUCCUUGACAGGAGAGGUCCUUGCCCAUGCCUCCUUGUUCGUCCAUGUGGCUAUUACUAACAGAAGAGGAGGAGGGAAACCUCACAAAAGGGGCCUUUCUGUGAGAAAAGGGAAAAAGUCCCGGGAAUACGCAUCUCUGAGAACAUUGUGGAUUAAAACUGUAGAUGAGGUAUUCAAGAAUGCCCAGCCCCCCAUACGGGAUGCCACGGACCUGAGAGAGAACAUGCAGAAUGCAGUGGUGUCGUUCAAGGAGCUAUGUGGCCUCUCCUCAGUGGCCAACCUCAUGCAGUGCAUGCUGGCUGUGUCUCCUCGAUUCCUGGGGCCUGACAAUACCCCCCUGGUGGUCUUGAAUCUUAGUGAGCCCUACCCCACCAUGGAGCUGCAGGCCAUAGUGCCUGAGGUUCUGAAGAAGAUUGUCACAACUUAUGACAUGAUGAUUCAGUCCCUCAAGGCACUAAUUGAAAAUGCAGACGCUGUGUAUGAAAAGAUCGUGCAUUGUCAGAAGGCAGCCAUGGAAUUUCAUGAACACUUGCACAGCAUAGGCGCCAAGGAGGGACUAAAGGAACGGAAACUACAGAAGGCGGUGGAGAGCUUCACGUGGAAUAUAACAAUCUUGAAGGGACAAGCAGAUCUUUUGAAAUAUGCUAAGAAUGAGACCUUGGAGAAUCUGAAGCAAAUCCAUUAUGCAGCUGUUUCGUGUGGACUGAACAAACCCGGCACUGAAAACUCUGAGGCCCAGAAGCAGCGCCGGAGCCUAGAAGUCAUCCCUGAAAAAGGCAGUGAUGAAAAUGAAGACUAGGGGCCCUCCCCAACUGUAGAGUUCCAACCCUAGGACCAGUCACCAACUGCGCUGCACUCACUAAUGAGGAUGAUAACUGGGAUUUUAAAGCACAACUGGAAUAGCCAAUUGCUGUCCGUUACAGCUGUGAAUGUAUGUAGCAAGCCGAGGGGGAAGGCAAAUAAACUCUUUAACAAGAAAUUCUAUCCCUGGCCCAAACAUGCUGUGUUUGUAUUUGUAUUCGAAACGCCCUGAGGUUCACUGUGAAGAACAGGGCAUUUGCUCUAGUUCCAGCGAGACACAGACCGUUCCUACUGAAAACCGUUCGCUCAGGGGGAAAUGGACUGGACUGUUAAGUUCGCAUUUGCCGGUGAAGGGGUGAAGGCGCACUUCCUGCGUGUGCUCCCCAUCAUGGGGCGGUAGAGGAUUUGGUGGCAUGCUUGCUGAGCCAUAUUUACUAAGCAGCAUGUAAGGACCGGAGCUGAGGACAACAUGCCGUGGGCUGCCCGGCUGAAGAUGCGGUGUCAGCGCGGGCAGCGGAAGGAAGCAGCACCUUGGACAUAGUUUUUCAUUGUAUGGCGUAGUAUUCACAUUAAAGAUAUCUUUUAUGAUCUUUCUCCAA